Talpa occidentalis (Iberian mole) is the source of this 4326-nucleotide messenger RNA. RefSeq names its product Zic family member 5 (gene ZIC5). Gene Ontology annotation, cellular component: nucleus. NCBI's taxonomy places the organism in Eukaryota, Metazoa, Chordata, Mammalia, Eulipotyphla, Talpidae. Gene Ontology annotation, molecular function: RNA polymerase II cis-regulatory region sequence-specific DNA binding; DNA-binding transcription factor activity, RNA polymerase II-specific. The coding region runs from base 1 to 1896 and encodes 631 amino acids. The record is from RefSeq and is a predicted model, not a curated record. Gene Ontology annotation, biological process: regulation of transcription by RNA polymerase II; central nervous system development. The transcript has 2 exons.
AUGUUUCUGGAGGCGGGCAGAGGGAAAAACGUGCCCCCGGGGCGGGCCCGUGGGUCUGACUGUGUGGCUCCGAUGGAGCCCCCUCUGCGCCAGAGGACCCCGCCGGCGCCGAGAGUAGCGGACUUGGCGGCGGCUCAGGCCGGGCCGCUGCGCACCGCGACGGGCUUCCCGGCGCCGGCCCGCCCGCGCGCCCACGCUCGGCGCCGCCCUCGAGCCCCGGCCGCCGACCCCGGCGCGGCCGCCGCUCCGCCGGGACCCGAGCGCACGGCCCGGGCGCGCGGGCCCCCCGCCCCGGCGCGCGCGGCGCGGCCCGAGGCCCCGGCGGCCGCGCACCCCGGCGCGGGGACGCACCCCGGCGGCGGGGGCAGGCGCGGCGCGCGGCCCGCGGCGCCCCCGCCCCCGGCCCCUCCCCCUCCGCCCUCCCCUUCCCCCCCGCCCCCCACCCCGCCUCCGCCUGCCCGCGCGGGCUGCGGCACCACCAACAGUGGCGGCGGCGGCAGCAGCGGCAAAGGCCGCAGCAGGGACGUCGUCCUCCGGAGGGACCUGCCCGCCGCGGCCCCCGCGGCGGCCAUGCACGGGGCCCCGCUCGCAGGGGAGCAGCGGCCGGGCGCCGGCUCCCCGCGGCCGCCGGCCCCGCCUCCCCCCGCGGCCGGCGUGUUCAUCGCGGCCAGCGGCGCCUACGCGGGCCCGGACGGCAGCGGCGGCGCGGCCCCGGCGCUCUUCCCCGCGCCGCGCGACGCGCCGGGGGCGCCCGGGGGCCCCCCGCUCGCGCUCAACGGCCAGAUGCGCCUGGGGCUGGCGGCGGCCGCGGCCGCGGCGGCGGCCGAGCUGUACGGCCGCGCCGAGCCGCCCUUCGCGCCGCGCUCCGGGGACGCGCACUACGGCGCGGUGGCCGCCGCGGCCGCGGCCGCCCUGCACGGCUACGGCGCCGUGAACUUCAACCUGAACCUGGCGGCGGCCGCGGCCGCGGCGGCCGGGCCCGGGCCCCACCUGCAGCCGCAGCACCACGCGCCGCCCCCGGCGCCGCCGCCGGCGCCCGCGCCCGCGCCGCGCCCGCACCCGCGCCCGCACCCGCGCCCCCCCCACCUCGCGGGCGCCGCCGGGGCCUUCCUGCGCUACAUGCGGCAGCCAAUCAAGCAGGAGCUCAUCUGCAAGUGGAGCGACCCCGACGCGCCGGCCGGCGGCGCGCAGCCCUGCUCCAAAACUUUCGGCACCAUGCACGAGCUGGUGAGCCACGUCACGGUGGAGCACGUGGGCGGCCCCGAGCAGAGCAGCCACGUCUGCGUCUGGCAGGACUGUCCGCGCGAGGGCAAGCCCUUCAAGGCCAAGUACAAGCUCAUCAACCACAUCCGCGUGCACACCGGCGAGAAGCCCUUCCCCUGCCCCUUCCCGGGCUGCGGCAAGGUCUUCGCGCGCUCCGAGAACCUCAAGAUCCACAAGCGCACUCAUACAGGGGAAAAGCCUUUCAAAUGUGAAUUUGACGGCUGUGACCGGAAGUUUGCCAACAGCAGUGAUCGAAAGAAACAUUCCCACGUCCACACCAGCGACAAGCCCUACUACUGCAAGAUUCGAGGCUGUGACAAGUCCUACACGCACCCCAGCUCCCUGAGGAAGCACAUGAAGAUUCACUGCAAGUCCCCACCACCCUCGCCGGGAGCCCUGGGCUACUCCUCAGUGGGGACUCCAGUGGGUGCCCCCCUGUCGCCUGGUCUGGACCCAAACAGGAGUCGCUCCAGCACCCUGUCCCCUCAGGUGACCAACCUCAAUGAAUGGUACGUUUGCCAGGCCAGUGGCGCCCCCAGCCACCUGCACACACCCUCCAGCAACGGGACCACGUCUGAGUCGGAAGAGGAGGAGAUGUACGGGAGCUCGGAAGUUGCGCGGACGAUACAUUAGAAUGUAUUAGUAAUAAUAAUAACACGCGGGAGUCCUUGGACCAUAUCCUAACCUGAGACAAUGCCGAGCCUGAGACAAACCCCUGACUCAGACUUGCCACCGGGUCUAAUUAGCCCUAUUUAUUCAGUAUGAAACCCUAUGGUGUUUGUACAUUUAAUUAAUUUAAUUAAGAUAUUUGGGCUUUUUUUUUUUUUUUUUUUUCCUUAGAGAACAAACAACAACAACAAAAACAACCACCAGGCUGGACUUGUACCUUGCAGGGGGCUGGACUGGGAGCAGAUUGUACCAAGGAAAAUGGAGCGAUUAGUUAAUCGAGAUACACACUGCCACGCUCUAUCUCUACAUAUGUAUAUGUCUUUUUCAAGGGGGAGAGAGAGCAUUAUGUGAGAACUCAAGACCGCAGCCAGGCCCUCUGUAUUUCCUGGAGUGCCUCUCGAAUGCCUUUGACACCAUGAUGGGCUUCUUGGGAGCCUUUUUUGCCUCCUCCUUGGGCCCUAAUUCUGCAAAGGCCUCUUGAUUGUAAACCACACACUUGCUGCAUUUGCCAACAGACUUUGGACUGUACCUAUGUCCAAAAAUAUUUGUACAAGCCUUUUGAGUCCUAAUGCUUAAACAUUUUAAUUUCCACUCUUUUAUUACUGAUCUCACCGUAACACACUAUUUUUAUACAGGAUUAUUUCUCCAGUACCCUGCUUACGUGGUUUUAAAAAAAAAAAAAAAAGAUGCAGCAACCUUAAUACCUCUCCAUAUACUGUGCUACUGUGAUUGUCCAAGCGAAAGUGGAGAGAGAGAAAAGCUGCUGCAACACACAACUGUGAAACUGAUAUUUUAUAAAACGGAAGUUCAAGUGCUUUCUUUUUCUGAGGUUUUUUGUGUUUUUUUUUUUAAUCUGAAAUCUCAGACGCUGCCUCUUUACUGUGUCUAAACUCGUGUAAUAAAGAGAUGACGUUUUAGAUCCUAAGUUCUUUGGGAAGCCAAAAUGAACAGGCAAGUCUAAGGAGGUGUGAUGUUGGCAUCAUGACUAUUUUUUGGGAAAGCUGGUUUUCACACAGGCCAGCCCCUCUUUUACACUGUUGGACCAACCUUUCCAAAAGUCUUUAUUUUUCCAAUGCCUGAAACUGCAUCUUCAUGCAUUUUCUUCCACCUGAGCACCAAGCACACAGAGCUCGAUCAUCAUUUGAAAAUGACAGUGUGUGAAGUGUAUGAUUUACAUUAAAAGAGGGGAGGGAGUUGCUAUACAUAUUAAAAUUUUCAAAAGGUUUAGAGUUACUACCAAACAAUGAUGAAUGUGUGACCUUUGCCAGAGCUGUCAAGCUAGGAUAAAAAAGGUCAAGGACCUAGGACAAUAACUCUUAGUCAAUUUAUUUUCCGUUGGUACAACACAUCUCGUGGGCAAAAUGUGGUCCAUCAUAAACAUCACACAGAUACACUCAAGAGCACUAAUUUAUCCUCAGAGACCCUCAAGACACCCCCCUCCCCAGGGUUUGUAGAAAUUUGUUUUGUGUGCUGUGAGUGGUUGAUGUAGUCUUGUCAUUGUUAAUAACUUGUAUGUGAACACUAUUAUUUGUACAGUUGAAUUAAUUUAUUUUCAGAUAUCAUCUGUUUUUUUUGUUUUUUGCUUCUGGAAGAGUUCAAAGACACCAAAGAAUUAUAAUUAUACCUUUUGGUGAGAGAUUGUUUAUGAUCCAUGGUUUAUUUAAGAAGAAGGAAAAAAAAAAAGGAAAAAAUGGGAAAAUAUAUUUUUAAGCUUACUUGAACGAACAACGUAAUGUGAAAAUCAGGGCUCUUCCUGCAUGUGUUUUUUGCAUUGUGUUGACGAGAUUAUACAUAGUUUAUAGAUAUAUUAUAGUACAGUGCAUGGUGCUGUCACUUUGAAAGCCUUUCAAUGUUGUCUUCAGAUUGUUACAGUGAAUUUGAAACACGCAGACCCUCCUUUAUAAAGAAGAGACCGUAAAACUUGAAUAUAAAAUAAUUCUACACUUUUUAAAGUUUAUUUGAUUUUCCUGAUUCACUUUCAAAGCUCUUACAAAUAGACAAGAGAAGGUAUGAACGGGGGGUGGGAGGGGAUAAUUUAUGUAUCGUGAACGUAUUCGAGCAAGAUAUUCCUGAUUUAUAAUGAGUUGUUUUAUUUAUACAACUUUUUCGCUGGUAGUUUGCACUAUUCUUUAUUAUGCUACAGGUUUAUUUAUUAUGAAACAAAGGAAUAUGUAUUUUAUGUAUUUUGCCAUGCAUAGGUUAACUCUUCGCCACAGAUUUAUGGGUUCCUGAUACACCUAAAAUAAAACUUCAAAUGUGUACCUCCAAUAGAGACCAAGCAAGAAUGAUUAUGAAGUAAAACAUUUAAUAAAGGUAUUCUUCCUAUGGGUUGCUUAUGCUUUACAUGGUGGCCUGUUUCUGCCGUUCCCUUACAAAAGAAACAGGUGGCUAAUG